This is a messenger RNA of Vombatus ursinus (common wombat), 5126 nucleotides long. RefSeq names its product insulin receptor substrate 2-like. Gene Ontology annotation, cellular component: cytosol; plasma membrane. The record is from RefSeq and is a predicted model, not a curated record. The transcript has 2 exons. The coding region runs from base 146 to 4336 and encodes 1396 amino acids. Gene Ontology annotation, molecular function: insulin receptor binding; phosphatidylinositol 3-kinase binding. Gene Ontology annotation, biological process: insulin receptor signaling pathway. Lineage: Eukaryota; Metazoa; Chordata; Mammalia; Diprotodontia; Vombatidae.
UUGAGUGAAGGGAAGCCAUCCCCAACCUCCCAUCCCCAAAUCACUCCCCCUCCCCAAAUCACCCCUCCCUUUGCCUUCCCCUCCCCCUCCCCCUGUUGCCUUCGCGACUGGAUUGGGGAGGUCAGGACUGCACCCUCCCGGGAGGAUGGCCAGCCCGCCACUGAACGGGCUCCUGACCCCGGCGAAUUCCUCCAACGGAGGAGGAGGCGGCGGCAGUGGCGGCACCAACCUGAACAACAACAACAACAACAACAACCACAGCGUGCGGAAGUGCGGCUACCUGAGGAAGCAAAAACACGGGCAUAAACGCUUUUUCGUCCUCCGGGGCCCCGGGGGUGGUGGCGAAGAGCAGGGCGGUGCGGGGCCCGGGGGGCAGCCACCCCUGCCAGCGAGGCUGGAGUACUACGAGAAUGAGAAGAAGUGGAAAAACAAGUCGGGGGCCCCGAAAAGGGUGAUCGCCUUAGACUCCUGCCUCAACAUCAACAAGCGGGCGGACGCCAAGCACAAGUAUCUGAUCGCCCUCUAUACCAAGGACGAGUACUUCGCUGUGGCAGCCGAAAACGAGCAGGAGCAGGAGGGCUGGUACCGGGCGCUCACCGACCUGCUCAAUGAGGGCAAAGCCGCCUAUGAUUCCAGCUCGCUCUACCCGCACUGCCUCUCGUCCGGCGCCUCGUCGGCCGGCGCCUCGUCCUGCAGCGCCUCCCUGCCCGGUUCGGGCGGCAGCGGCUCUUUUGGGGCAGCGGCCGAGGAUCUCCACUAUGGGCUGAUCACCCCGGCCACCGCGGCUUACCGGGAGGUCUGGCAGGUGAACCUGAAGCCCAAAGGGCUGGGACAGAGCAAGAACCUGACCGGGGUAUACCGGCUCUGCCUCUCCGCGCGCACCAUCGGUUUUGUGAAGCUCAACUGCGAGGUGCCGUCGGUCACUCUGCAGCUUAUGAACAUCCGACGCUGCGGCCACUCGGACAGCUUCUUCUUCAUCGAGGUAGGGCGCUCGGCGUCCACGGGCCCUGGCGAGCUUUGGAUGCAGGCAGAUGACUCUGUGGUGGCCCAGAACAUCCACGAAACCAUUCUGGAGGCCAUGAAAGCACUGAAGGAGCUGUUCGAAUUCCGUCCCCGCAGCAAGAGCCAGUCCUCGGGCUCCUCUUCCACUCACCCCAUCAGCGUCCCGGGCACCCGGCGUCACCACCACCAUCAUUUGGUCAACCUGCCCCCCAGCCAGACCGGGCUCCUUCGCCGAUCCCGGACCGACAGCCUGGCUGCCACGCCUCCUGCCGCGGGGGCCCCUAUUGCGACCCAGGCCCCUGGAGCUGGGAAGUGCAGCUCUUGCAGGGUACGCACGGCCAGCGAGGGGGACGGCAGCAGUGGGAGCGCAGGAGGGGUGGGCUGCAGGCCAGUUUCAGUGGCCGGCAGCCCCAUGAGUCCCGGCCCGGUGAGGACUCCCCUGAGCAGGUCCCAUACUCUGAGCAGCAGCUGCAGCGCCUCCAUGCGACCUAAUAAGAUGAUGUUAGCCCCUGCAGGGGGCCCUCUGCAACACAGCCGAUCCAUGUCUAUGCCGGUGUCCCAUUCUCCUCCGUCUGCCACCAGCCCUGGCAGCCUCUCCUCCAGCAGCGGGCAUGGCUCAGCUUCUUACUCCUUGCCUCAAGGACAGCAUCCGCAUCCACACCACCUUCACCUCCACCAGGGCCAGCGGCCCUCUAGUGGCAGUGCUUCUGCUUCUGGCUCCCCCAGUGACCCAGGCUUCAUGUCCUUGGACGAAUAUGGCUCUAGCCCUGGGGACCUGCGGGCCUUCUGCAGUAACCGAAGCAACACUCCUGAGUCCAUAGCUGAGACCCCACCAGCGAGGGAUGGCAGUGGGACUGAACUAUAUGGAUACAUGACCAUGGAGAGACCCCUGAGUCUAUGUGGCCGAACCUAUCGAAGGGUGUCCGGGGAAGGGGCCCCAGACUUGGACAAAGGUCACAGAAAGAGGACUUACUCUCUGACCACACCUGCUCGCCAACGUGCAGUACCCCAAGUGUCCUCUGCCUCCCUUGAUGAAUAUACUCUGAUGCGGGCCAGCUUUGCAGGCAGCUCAAGCCGCCUUUACCCAGCCUCAUCUCCCAAAGUGACCUACAACCCAUACCCAGAGGACUAUGGGGAUAUUGAGAUUGGCUCCCACCGGAGCUCCAGCAGUAACCUUGGAGCAGAUGAUGGCUAUAUGCCCAUGACUCCUGGAGUGGCCCCACUGGCAGGGGGCAGCAUUGGAAGUUGCAAAAGUGACGACUACAUGCCCAUGAGUCCCACCAGUGUCUCUGCUCCCAAACAGAUACUACAGCCACGGAUGGCAGCAGCCUCCCUUGCUGCGGGUGCAGCCUCCCAGGCAGCCUCAUCAGCAAGUGGUAGAGGCUCUCCACUGAAUGGCAGCAGCUGCAAGACCAGUUCUCCAGCUGAAAGCUCUCCUGAGGACAGUGGGUACAUGCGGAUGUGGUGUGGUUCCAAGCUCUCGGUGGAAAGCUCUGAGGGCAAGCUACUUCCCAAUGGGGAUUACCUUAACAUGUCCCCCAGUGAUGCUGGAGCUUCUCUCACCCCACCUGACUUUUUCUAUGACUCAGUCCCCUUGCCUGGUGGUGGAGAGCCACCCAAGGGAGUCCCAGGCUGCUGUUACAGCUCACUGCCCCGGUCCUACAAGACUCCCUGUCCUCGAAACGGGGAUAGUGACCAGUAUGUCUUCAUGAAUUCUCCAGCAGGGAGGAGGAUUGUGGAAGAGGAGCAAGAGCAGCCGAGGCUGCAGCCACUGCCCGCCACGACUACCCCCUGUACCCAGACCACCGGGCCCUUUGCAUCUAACGGGGGCAGCCACUCCCAACCGCACCACCUAGUGCCUUCAGCAGUUAGGCAGAGUGGCAGCAGCAGUGACAACAACAGCCGGCCAGAGAGUUUCCUCAUUCAGCGUUGCAGAGCAGUCCGGCCAACUCGACUGUCCCUGGAGGGGCUUAGAACCCUACCUAGCAUGCAUGAGUACCCACUGCCACCUGAGCCUAAAAGCCCAGGUGAGUACAUCAACAUUGACUUUAGUGAGUCUGGAACCCACCUUUCACCACCUCCACCUCCCCUGCUGACCUCAGCAGCCUCAUCGUCAUCACUACUCUCAGCUAGCAGCCCCGCCUCUUCAAUGGGCUCAGGUACCCCUGGCACCAGUGGUGAUAGCCGGAGGCGCUCCCCUCUCUCUGACUAUAUGAACCUUGGCUUUGGCUCACCCAAGUCACCCAAAUCUGGCACUGAGGGUGGUGGCUCUGUGGGAUCUUUGGAUGCCUUGAUGUCUCCUGAGGCCUCCUCACCCUGCCCACCACUGCCAACACCUCCUGCCUCCUCCUCUACUUCUUCCUCACAGCAGCAGCAACUACCACCUCCACCACCACCAGGAGAGCUAUACCGCCUGCCUCCAGCUUCUUCUACCUGCCACCCAGCCCCUGUUUCUGCCUCCUCUCCCUCUUGUCCCCCGGAGUCAGGGGAUAGUGGUGACUACACCGAGAUGGCCUUCGGCAUAGCUGCCACUCCACCACAGCCCAUUGCAGCACCUCCGAAGCCAGAAAGUGCCCGGGUGACCAGCCCUACAUCUGGUGUGAAGAGGCUGAGUUUGAUGGAGCAGGUGUCUGGUGUAGAGGCCUUCCUGCUAGCCAGCCCACCCCCAGACCCACACCGGGGUGCCAAGGUCAUCCGUGCUGACCCACAGGGUGGCCGCCGACGCCACAGCUCGGAAACCUUUUCCUCGACCACUACUGUGACCCCUGUGUCCCCAUCCUUCGCACACAAUCCUAAGCGCCACAACUCGGCCUCUGUGGAAAACGUCUCUCUCAGGAAAAGCGGCGAAGGGCCCAGUGGCAGUGGUGGUGAAAGUCUUGGAGGAGGUGAAGAAGAGCCAUCUACAUCUCCCCACCUUCAGCAGCCUUCACUCCCUCUGCCACCUCAGCCCCAGCAGCCGAGGUGGACACAAAACCAACCUGGAGCAUUAGUUGGUUGCCCCGGGAGCAGUAGCUCUCCUAUGUGUCGGGAGACAUCAGCAGGCUUCCAGAAUGGCCUCAACUACAUUGCCAUUGAUGUUAGAGAUGAAGCUGGCCUGCUGUUGCAGCAGCAGCAGCAGCAGCAGCAGCAGCAGCAGCAGCAGCAGCAGCAGUCUGGAGAUAAGAAUACCUGGGCCAGGACCCGUGGCCUCAGUGGGCUCAUCAAUGGUGGAAAUGGCAGCAACACAGGUGGUUGUGUGGGACCAGGCUCUGGACCCUUGCCCACAGCCAACACCUAUGCUAGCAUUGACUUUAUGUCCCAUCAUCUGAAGGAGGCUACAGCUGUGAAAGAGUGAAAAAUCUGGCUAGAUCACCAUGACCUCAUAUACCGGAGUAUAACAUUAACAACACAAACUGCUCAGCAUUUGUCAUUUCUUAAUCUGAAGCUGCUUAUGGUUUACUUUUCUUUUUUGAUCUGGGCAGUUACUUCACUUUUGAGAUGAUAAUGGACUACAUUAAGACAAGGAAUCAUCAAAGAAAGGAAAAUGACCUGCCUCAUUUGUUUCCUGUUUUUGGCAUCUAUCAUCAUGCUACUGCUUGAGAAAGUUAAUUGAAGAAGCUAUUCUAUAGAAAUCUCGACCUUUUUAGCAGGCUACCUGAAGUGGUGGCCAAUGCCUUCGUUUUCUUCUCCCCUUCCUCCUCAUUUCUUUUCUCUCCCCUCCCCAUCCUUAUAAAGACAAACUGUAUUUAUCCCUUAGCAUGCUAGGAGAUUCUGUUAACACCCACUAAAGCAGUAAAAUCUGGUAUUUACUGGUAUACUCUCAAAACUACCACAGUCCUACCUCAGUUCAAAGUAAAGCCGGAUUUGUAUUGUUGGGGUACGGCAGGACCUCCUUUCUAUCUCUAUGCUGAAUGUUUCUGAAGAAUGGUCAUCAGCCUUAUUGAACUUAUUCAAGUAUGUAGCAGCUUGCUGGAUCUCAGUUCACUAGCUGUAGGGUUUAUUUAGAGACAGAGAGCCUGAUAUGGAAAUGAACAGUCUCAAUAAAUGAAAACUUUAUGUUGGACUUUGAAGAUGGAUGCAGAAUAGUUAUAAUGUGUAACUAAAGCAACCUAAGUUAAAAAUCAUAAAACUCUAUAGGGGUUGAA